UUUUUACAAUAUAUUAUUUCUUACUAUGAAAAAUAUAAACAAUUUUCAAAGAUAGAGUGAUAUUUUGACUUUGUUUCCAACAUUAGAAGAAACAUUCAUAGCGUUUUUAUUAAGCAGAAGUGUAUCCAAGUGUUUUCGUUUUCAUGUUCGUGUGUUUUAGCGUAUAAUCUGUUAAAACUGAGUCUACAGCUUAGCAAGAAACACUUUAUAACAGAAGGUUGCCAUGACAAUGAUGGCGUCAUAUCUUUGCCACCCACAUCACCGGGUUUCGUCUUUCCCAAGGUCAUCUGAUGGCUCAUCUGAUGGCUAUCAUAGCCCCGUGUCUAGUCCUGAUAGUACAUAUGCUUCAUCCUUCACUUCCACCCCAAGUCCAACAAAUGUCAACAACCCAGUAACUAUAUACGAUAAGCAAGUUUAUUCCAAUCAUCGCCUUCCUCACGGCUUCACUGACCACACCCUCAAACCCCUCCACGACCAUUCCCAACAAGACCAAUAUCAUCAUUAUCACCAGCAUCAUAAUUACCGUCAAGAAGAUGAAAAUUUCUGGCAUUACAACGAGAACUACUUUGGAAACGAAGGAGGUUUCACCAAACGGAAUCACCGUGAGGAGUCGGCAAUGUCAGAGGGGCGGAGCGGUGCUAGAAUCCAGGAGAUGCAUCCAUGUCAGUACACGACAAUGCAGCAAGAAUUCUGCAGCAGUGACAGUAGUAGAGACAGCCCUGUGAUGUCUUCCUGUAAAAGGGUCAAAGUGAGUUAUCAGCAACAAGGGGACAAGCGAUGUACAUCAGGUCAUAAGGGCAGAUCUGUAGGGCAACAAAUUUCGACUCCAGGAGUGGAAGUGAUGAAAAAGAGAAGAUUAGCGGCGAACGCAAGAGAAAGACGUAGAAUGAAUAGUUUAAAUGACGCUUUCGAUCGCUUAAGAGAUGUGGUGCCGUCACUAGGAAACGACAGGAAACUGUCUAAAUUUGAAACACUUCAAAUGGCGCAAACGUAUAUUGCAGCGUUAUAUGAACUUCUACAAAGAGAUUGACACAACCAAUUUGUUUGAGGGCUUGGUGUUAUAAAUAGACUGUACUUUAGUGAACUUGGUGUAAGAAUUAUUGCUUUAAGUUAUUUUAAGGACACACGAAAAUAUAUACAAUACUCCAGUGUUGUGACACAGAAGAUAUUUAGUUCAAGUGUUUUGAAACUUAUGUUUACAUUGUUACAAAGACAAACUCACGUGCGUUGCUAAUCCUUUCUUGAUGAUGUCAUUAGACCUGGAUAAGAAUUACCUAGUGCGUCACGAAUACAGAGGAAUGGUAUAUAUGUUUAUAACG
Messenger RNA from Cryptotermes secundus, 1319 nucleotides. Its product is annotated as protein twist. Lineage: Eukaryota; Metazoa; Arthropoda; Insecta; Blattodea; Kalotermitidae. The record is from RefSeq and is a predicted model, not a curated record. The coding region runs from base 224 to 1030 and encodes 268 amino acids. The transcript has a single exon. Gene Ontology annotation, molecular function: protein dimerization activity.